AUGUCCGUCAGACCACCCACCUUCUCAAUAUUCUGGCGCCAAUGCCUACAAAGUCCAAUGCGGCCUGGAUUUCAAAUGAACCCAGCAUCAUCCUUUCGCUACUUCAAUUCUAGUGCGCCUCAAUACAAGGCCAAGGGUGUGGCCAGAACUGUCGAUUCCGCGUGGCAGGCCACAAGCCCUUAUGGGAACAAGAACCCCCGCGCCCUUGCGAAGCUGCAAGCGAAAGUAUUACAAGCCGGACAAGUGCUUUUGUUCAAGGCUCCUUCUCAUCGCCCAUAUAUCUUAACUGCAUAUGGUCUGUCCGCGUUUUGCUUCGCCUAUUCCAUCUACAACUCGAAUGCGGUUCUCCGGGAUCCUCUAGUUCCUCUUCCAAUGUGGCAGAAAUCUCUAUUUGGUGGUAUCUGUAUCAUGAUGAGCGUUGGAGGCACCUUGUUCAUCUCCCGCACUGGCUCCCUAGUCAGAAAUAUCAGAGCGAUCAACUCUAAUGGUCGUAUGCGCGUCCUCUUCACAGUCCGAAGCAUGGUCCCUUUCAAGAAGCCUUACCAGGUCGAAGUGGCAUCGGGUGAUCUCUCGUUCAAGCGCAGAAUCUCGGUCUCUCCGGAAACCAUGAAGCGUUACGAGGAAAGUACCAAACUCGGCCGUGGAUUGGAAACUGAGGCAACCUUCGUCAGAACACUGAAAGCCAUGCCUCGCCGAGUUUUCCAGAGCAUGCGGCAGCUUUUCACGAAUGAGGACUUCAUCAUUGUUCAGUUGGCGGGUCACAAGACCCAUUUCCGACUGGACUCUAAUGGAUACAUCUCGGAUGAUCUCCUUCACUUUGGGCGCAUGGUGAACGUGAGGAUGCCAUUCAGAGAUUGA
This is a messenger RNA of Penicillium egyptiacum, 858 nucleotides long. The record is from the annotation of a GenBank genome assembly. NCBI's taxonomy places the organism in Eukaryota, Fungi, Ascomycota, Eurotiomycetes, Eurotiales, Aspergillaceae.